UAAUUUUAUUUCAGUACGAAACGGGAAUUCAACGAGAGCGGUUGUUCAAUACGGCUGACGACAGCGACAACCCAAGUGCCAAGUAGUUCAGCGCGACACAACAAAUCAAGAAGUCAUAAAAAUAAUAAUAACAACAACAACAACAAAAAAUAAACUAAAAUAAUUCGCUUGCAGUUAACAAACAAUUCGUGGCAAUAUAGAAAAAGUGUAAAACUCCAACAACAACAACAAAUAUAAUGUAAAUACUUGAAGACAACCACAACAACAACAAAAGAAAAGAUAAUCAGCCAAUUUAACAAACAAAAGCAAUCUACUAAACGAUCUCCGUCUUUAAAACAAAAGCAAAAGCGACAAGUGAAACAAUUAAAUAAAAAAAAAAUACUAAACAAUGUUUAUUAACAAAUAAUCGACAUAAUUAUACAACAAUUACAAUAAUAACUAAAAAUAUUUAAACAAAAGUCGUGCCAUCAAAAUUGCAUUUUUUAAAUUGAGAUUCGUUUUCGUGCAGUUUGACGAACUUAUCGCAACCCAUUGCAAAAGGGUUAGAAACGCCCUAAGAGAUUUUUAAAAAAUUUUUAGAAAUAUUUUUUCUUGACUUUCAUAGACAAAAUGUGGCUCCAGUGGUCUUUGCUUGUGAUCUCGGUGGCCUCGGCCUCAGUUCUACAAAUCGAUCAGAAUCUCAAAAAUAUCAAAUUAAUUGAAAGUAAAUUUAUACCGGAUGUUAAUGUUCUGCCAGCAGAUCAGUCUAUAAAUAUAAACGAUGAAAACUGGCAACAGGUUCGACGUUUCAUGGAGGAUGGCUUGCCAGUGUUGGAGAUUUAUGGCUAUAAGCCGCAGAGAGAUAUACCAUUUACUUUAAUUAUACCAAAAAUUGAUGUACGCACCAUUGAGAAGCCACGUCUCAAAGAGUUCAUGCUGGAACAUAUGGUACCGGGUCGGGCAUUCGAUAAUUAUGCCGACGAAGAUUCAGCAGCGGCAUCAUCAUCGUCGUCGUCGUCGUCCUCAUCGUCAUACGGCAAUGGUAAUGGCCAUAAGAUUGUCUUUCGCAAAUUGGAAAAAUCACCAAACAAUGUGGUCUGGCUGUUGAAUGGCUUCCAGAUAUUGCAUCGUGUCCGCAUCAAUGAUAAUUUAAUUGCAUUGGCCAUCGAUGGGUAUUUGGGCGAUCGAAAGUCACCGUAUUCGAAGCGGAACAUCCAGGAGGGCAGUAGUAGCCGUUACAAUGAACCACAACGUUUGGAGAUGCGCAACUCCACCGGCAACAUUGCCCACACCAAAAACGAACCGAUCCUUAAGGAGUCAAAGGCCAGCCCACUAAUGUCAUUUCUUGGCAGCAUGAAAAGUGGCACAAAAGUUUUCCAGCAUUUCCUUUCGAAAAGUAAUCUCACCCAAAUAAUGGACGAUGGCUCGUUCACCAUUCUCAUACCCACCGACAAUGCCUUUCAACGUUGGCACCCCAUCGAUUGGGGCUUCUAUCCGUUCAGUGUGCAGGAGUUUACGGAGAGUGUGCUGCGCAAUCAUUUCCUACCGAUGCAGAAACCGUUGCGUAUGGCCGAUGUAAAGAAUAUGGAUCAAAUGGCGGUGCGCACCAUGGGCGGAGAGAGUGUGGUGUUUAGGGGACAACCUGCACCGAAUGUCAACAAUGUUUCCAUAAUGUCCGAUUACACAUUGUCCAAUGGCAAUCAAGUGUUUAUCAUAACCGAAGUUUUGUUUGUCUCCGAAGCGGUAGUCUCCAAACUACAUCAGAUGCACAAGGACAAAGAGACACCACCGCUGUUGGCUUUCCCUUGGUUUGGGGCACAAUUUUUGUCACAUUCUUUCCUGGCGCUGGAACGAGAUCCUAGAUUUACACAAAUUACAAGGUUUUUAAACAAUGCUGAAAUUGCACCACAUGUAUCCGGAGCCAAUUACACAUUCUUUGUUCCAGACGAUAAAGCCUUUGAGAGAUUGGGCUUCGAUAAGCUGAGUGAUGAUGUUAUGGCCUCCCAACGAGGUGUUAAAAUGCUGCUGAAUCAUUUUGUCAAGGGACGUCUGUACAAUCGUGAUCUGAAGGAUAAUGAAGUCUUCGAGACGAUAGGUGGUGGCCAUAUUAAAAUAACACGAAAUCCUGGAAGUAAUGCGACCAGUGUUAACAAUGCCAAAAUAAUCGAAAGUGAGGUAUUCGUUUAUAAUUUGGGCACAAUGUUCUAUAUCGACGAUAUACUCUACUCGCAUUUGCUGCGCGAAUAUGUCAUCAAACAUAAGUCGCGGACAAAUUAUGCCGGUGGCAAUAACAAUGGACGUUCAUCGACAUUGGGCACACCCACCGAUGUUGAAAUUGUACCCAAUGAAUUCGAACAGAGCGGUGGUACCAAUAACGGUGGCGGAGGAGGUGGUGGCGAUUAUUCCAUACAUGAUGAAGACUUCGAUGAUGAAAUUAUCACACCCAAAGCGCUUCCCGUCCAAUUUUAUGAACUACCCAAGUAAGCGAGUGAACACUGAAACACCAGACAGCCAGCCAAGUGAAUGUGAAUGUGUGAGGAGUAUGAAGUCCAAGUUUGAAAUUUGGAGACAGAACAAAACAAAAACAUUGGAAAUUAAAAAGCAACAUUUUUGAUAAAAUAUCAAAAGAAAAAAACAAACAAACAAAUCGUAAACCCAAACAAAUUAGAGUGAAAAUUUUGAAAAGAAAAAUCUGAGAAAAAAAUAAUUUUUUUAUUCGAGACGGCGAUGAUGAUCUACAUACAUAAAUAAAGAAAAAUACAUACAGUAUAAUUUGAUUAUAUUUUUUUAAGAAUAACCGAAUUCCCAAUAAAGGAAAAUAAAAUCGAAAGAGUCCCCCUCCCCCAAUAUGGAGAAAAACAAAAACCCAAAACAUAAAUGGAGAGAUUGUUAGAAGGCUUCAAGCUUUUUUUGUGUAUAGUUUAGAGAUUAUUUUAAUAAUUGUAUGCAUUUUUAAGUAAACAAUACAAAAACAAAAAAACAAACAAACGAAACCAAUACGUAUACAUACAUAAAAUAUUAUUAUACAUAUAUAUAUAUAUAUAUUAUAUAUAAAUAUAUUUAAUGUUAAUUUUUUGUGUAGAUUUAACAAAAAGAAGAAUGUGAAAACAUCAAUUAGGUUUAUUAUUAUUUUCAAUAAUUUUUAGAUUUAGAGAAACUAAACAAAAGAGAAACCAACAACAAAUAUUCCGAAAUAAAAACAAAAAACAAACCUAAAAUAUAUGUAUAUCAAUCCAGUCUCUUGUAGGUGGUUUACAGAAAAAGAAUUGGUCCCAAAAAUGAGUUUGGAAAUCCCUAAAUUUCGAAAAGGUGAUGUAUAUUAUGUUCACUUAAAACUCACUGAACUGAAAAAACAGCAGCACUUCUUUACUCAAAUUACUGAUAGGUCAUCUCGUAUUCAAAACUUCUAUAUAUAAUUUUUGUUGAAAACUAAAAAAAGAAAAUGGCUACUUUAUGUAUUUAUAACGACAGAUUAAACAAUUGAUUCAUUCUAAUUUUAAUAAAAGGACAUUUUUGUGCAAAGACGUACUAAAUGUUUCUUUUAAAAUAGAUCGAUCCACAAUUACUUUUACUGGGCAAAAGUUUAAGUUGGGCUAUCCCCAACAAAUUUUGAAAAAACGUUUUAUAAUUUAAGUCUCUAAAGUCUUUAGGUAACUAUAAGCUUAAUCAUCUAUUUGAAAUCCUACUUCUUGUUGGGACCAAUUUAAUUUAAUGUAAACCAGAAUUGUGUGUAUUGGCACAUAUCUUUAAAAAAAACUACUAGCAAUUGGAAAAAGAAUUGUAUCUAAACGAGCCAUAAUUUAAAGGAAACAAAAGAUAAAAUGAUCAAAGGAAUCAGCUUUUGUCGCAGCAUUAUUAACAUGAUAUAUGUUUGCUAGGUGAUCAAAAAUUAAACGGGACUUGAAACUUAUAUAAGCUGGACCUAGACAUUGCAACAAUUGUGUCAAUGAUUCUACGACCCCUUAAAGCAUAUUGAUGGCAUUGGUCUCAAACCUAAAGUCUUUAUAAAGAAACUCAUUGAAGAAAUAAAAACAAGUAAAUUAAUAAUAUUACCUUAAAGGUCGUACGGAAAGCAAGAAAAUACGCGAACUAAUUAAGAAUUUUUGUAUCCAAAACUGAAGAAUUGAAGAGAGAGAGAGAGAAAUUAUAGUAAGCAAAGAUCAGAAAACAAAAAUAAAAAUAAAAAAUUCCACAUUUCAAAAAUUUGUUAAAUGAACUAAAGUAACAAAAACCACAACAACAACAAUAAACUAGUGAAAUAAAAUCA
This is a messenger RNA of Musca domestica (house fly), 4246 nucleotides long. RefSeq lists its product as uncharacterized. Gene Ontology annotation, molecular function: cell adhesion molecule binding. Gene Ontology annotation, cellular component: extracellular matrix. The coding region runs from base 610 to 2463 and encodes 617 amino acids. The record is from RefSeq and is a predicted model, not a curated record. NCBI's taxonomy places the organism in Eukaryota, Metazoa, Arthropoda, Insecta, Diptera, Muscidae. Gene Ontology annotation, biological process: extracellular matrix organization; cell adhesion. The transcript is spliced from 8 exons.